This is a messenger RNA of Thrips palmi, 6610 nucleotides long. RefSeq names its product mothers against decapentaplegic homolog 4 (gene Med). The transcript has 14 exons. The record is from RefSeq and is a predicted model, not a curated record. Gene Ontology annotation, molecular function: RNA polymerase II cis-regulatory region sequence-specific DNA binding; I-SMAD binding; DNA-binding transcription factor activity, RNA polymerase II-specific. Lineage: Eukaryota; Metazoa; Arthropoda; Insecta; Thysanoptera; Thripidae. Bases 241 to 2613 code for a protein of 790 amino acids. Gene Ontology annotation, biological process: SMAD protein signal transduction; regulation of transcription by RNA polymerase II; cell differentiation. Gene Ontology annotation, cellular component: heteromeric SMAD protein complex.
UACGGCGCCUUGUGCUAUUUUCGCGUUGGGCCCUUCUUCCUUCCGAUUUAAGCCCAAAGUUAGCCCAAAACAGCCCUUUUGGAGCCCCACUGGAAAUCGCAAGGAUGACUAUUUUGACGAGUUAAUGGUCGAUAUUUGAUCACAACUACUGUUUGUUCAACUCAUUCUUUCGGUGAAGUGGUGUGUGGCCUGCGACUGCGACGCGCCGUCCGCGGUCCGCGAGUUGGAUCGUCUCGGAGUAUGAACAUCUGCAAGGUGGAGGGCAGCGCGAACUUGGGAAGCAGAAUGGUGGGGCUGUCUGGCGGGGGCCACCUUUUCAGCCCCGUGCCCGUGCCGGCCUCGGAAGGAUCGGAAAUGCCCGUCUGUCCAUCAGAUUCUGUCUAUCCUGUCCGAGACAUGGCAGCGAUGAACACAGGCGCCCCUACGUCAGCGGACGCCUGUCUGAGCAUUGUUCACAGUCUCAUGUGCCAUCGUCAAGGAGGAGAGUCUGAAGGCUUUGCUAAACGAGCCAUUGAAUCUCUGGUUAAAAAACUCAAAGAAAAACGCGAUGAACUUGACAGCCUUAUUACGGCCAUCACAACAAAUGGAUCGCAUCCAAGUAAAUGCGUUACAAUACAAAGGACCCUUGAUGGUCGCUUGCAGGUGGCUGGAAGAAAAGGGUUUCCACACGUCAUUUAUGCAAGAAUUUGGCGGUGGCCUGAUCUUCAUAAGAAUGAACUGAAGCAUGUCAAGUAUUGCCAGUUCGCCUUUGAUCUGAAAUGCGAUUCAGUUUGUGUGAAUCCAUACCACUAUGAACGGGUUGUUUCUCCUGGCAUAGAUAUAGACAUGUUUUCAGACUUGUCGGGGUUGACUCUCCAAUCUGGACCUAGUCGUUCAGUGAAGGAUGAGUACUCUGCUGGUGUGAUCGGCCUUGGCGGAAUGGACAUGGAAGGUGAAAUGGGCAUGUCUCAGACCAUACAGCAUCAUCCUGGGCAGUAUGGAAUGCCUAGCAUGCCUCCUCCACAGUCUGGUGAGGGUGGUCAAGCUGGCCUUCUCUUCAGCCAGGGUCGCUUGCCUUCAAAGAUGGAGGCUCCAGACUAUUGCCCCCGAUCUUCCUGGCUACCUUCAAGAAUGGCCCAUCCUGGCUACCAGACUCAUCCGGAUCACAGUGUGGUCUCGCCGUCCGCGAGCGCUCUGGCUUCAAGCUCGGGACUGCGUCCGGCUCCCCCCGGCCCAUCCCCCUCCUCACUGGCGGGCAGCUCGGCCGUGCCUUCCGGCUCCAUGCUCUCUCCACCCCAGCCAGGCCUGCACAGCCAAGCCAUGCAGACUGGCUCCUCACAAUACUUUGCUCCUCCUGACCAGUCUCACCAAUCAGCAGCGUUGUCACCAGAUCCUAUUCAAGCUGGUUUAGCAUCGAAUAUUGGUAAUAGUCAGACCUCUAUCGCCCCAUCCGCUAUGUCCCCUCCUCGCAUGCAUCAAAAUGGCUACAAUCCUGUGGCUACCCAGAGUCAACAAGCACAGUCACCAAGCUCGUCAAGUCACGCUCAACAACAACAAUCUCCACCACCGCAAGUGCCUCAAAAUGCUUGUCCUGCCCCUGUGCCUGUUGUUUCUCAGUCUCCUAGUCAAACAACUCAACCUGGACAAACGCAAGUGGCCUGCCAACCCUUGCAAAGUCAGUCACAGUCAGUGCAGCCAGGGGUUCAGACUGCAGCUGCCCAAUCACAGACUGCGGUUGGUCAGCAGGCAGCAACUGUUACAACACAAGCCUAUGGUGGAGCGCAGGCAUCAUGGAGGGGCAACAGCACCCUCACAUACACACAAAGCAUGCAGCCUCCAGACCCCCGUCACCAUCACAGCAGUUUUUGGAACCAUGGCACCCAAUCUGUAUCAGAUUCUAUGGGCCUCCUGUCACCCCAGCCUCCUCCUGAAUAUUGGUGCUCUGUUGCAUACUUUGAGCUAGAUACACAAGUUGGUGAAACCUUUAAAGUACCUUCAACUUGUCCGAAUGUUACUGUUGAUGGUUAUGUUGAUCCCUCUGGUGGGAAUCGAUUCUGUUUGGGUGCUUUAAGCAAUGUGCAUCGAACAGAACAGAGUGAAAAAGCAAGACUACACAUAGGAAAAGGUGUGCAGUUGGACCUCCGCGGUGAAGGGGACGUUUGGCUCCGUUGUUUGAGUGAUCAUUCAGUGUUUGUUCAAAGCUAUUACUUGGAUAGGGAGGCAGGGCGAGCCCCUGGUGAUGCAGUUCAUAAAAUUUACCCUGCUGCAUACAUUAAGGUGUUUGAUUUGCGUCAGUGUCAUCGGCAGAUGCAGCAGCAGGCUGCCACAGCACAUGCUGCUGCGGCUGCUCAAGCUGCUGCAGUUGCGGGUCACAUUCCAGGUCCACACUCUGUUGGUGGCAUAGCACCAGCCAUUAGCAAAUGUUUGAGCGCUGCUGCUGGCAUUGGGGUAGAUGAUUUGCGAAGACUGUGUAUCCUUCGUUUGAGUUUUGUCAAAGGAUGGGGGCCAGAUUAUCCUCGAGGGUCAAUCAAAGAAACACCAUGUUGGAUAGAGGUUCAUUUGCACCGGGCUCUUCAGCUUCUGGAUGAGGUUCUGCAUACAAUGCCCAUUGAUGGGCCGCGCGCGGGUGAAUAAUAAUAAUAUUAUUAUUAUUAACCAUUUACAAGACUACAUAGGACUUUCUGACCAUGAAUACGCCAGCUUUAAUUUGGUUCAAGAGAAACCAACCAUUUUACUGUAUUUCUUCCUAUUCUUUACCGCACCCUAUCUGAGUUGUAUGGGUGGAAGACAUUUGAUCUGCCAUUAAGGCAGCAUUUCAUGAUUUUGAUUUGUUUUGCUUGAAAUAUUUUACCUUUCAUACCAACAUUAAUGCCUAAUAAUUCAAUUUUCAUAAAGUGGGUUAUAAAUGCUUUUAUUGUGAUGGCUUGUCACUCAAAGCCAGUUGGCAUGUGUCUUGCUCAAUAUGGUCUUGAAUAAUCUUAUUUAAAGAUACAAAAACUCUUUUAAUUGCAUGGUUUUCUCUUGCAUUCUGGUUGUUCCCUUUGCGAUGAUCUCUAUAGGACUUGUUCUCAAAUUGACACCUUUUUGCUCUUCCAAAUUUGAAAGCCAGCCAUAUGCUGUAACUUCUAGGAAAUGACUAGUUCCAGUGGUUUGUCAAGUUAUUUUGGCUAGUAUUAAGUACUCAUUUGUAUGUUCUGUGUCUAAAGUAAGAAUUUGUAGUGGGUAUUUGCAAGUGUAAAGUGCAUUUAUAUGUAACUAUCCACAAUUUUAUAAAAUUUCAUUGAGGGAAUCAUAUUGAACCUAAUCUAUACUUGUUUGAAUUUGUGUAUCAAUCAUAUAUUUACACUUCUUUAUAUAUUUUACUUGCGAAUGUGCUAGUAGAUGUUUUAUUAAUCAUUAUGGUAUCUAUUCUGUCCAAUUUAAACUCUUUAUUUUUCAAAGACUGUACUGAUGUCUUGAAUAACUAAAUUUAUGUGUAUCUAGUAGUACUGAGGACCUAUAUGCCCCUGACAGGAAAGCAAAUCCCUUGUAACUCUUUGAUAUGCAUUCACUAAGCAGGGUCUGCAUGGGCAUAUAGUUCUAUAAAUGCAUAAAGGGAUACUUCAAUUUGUGUAUUAUAUUUGAUAUUUAGCGGAAAAAAAUUCUUAAUAGAAUUGGUUGUACACAGUGACCCCUGACCUCUUGCUUGGACUGUUUUGUUUUGUUGCCAACAUUUGGUUGGCUGUGCCAGAUUGAGUCGUUCUUGUUAUUGAUUAAUUCUUAACAUCUUUGAUUUGGUUGCUGGUUUAAGUUCAUAUCAUUUGUGAGCUAAUCCAGCUGGAGUAACUAAGUUUAUGUGUAACUUCUUGUUUUGGUUGCUACAAUUGUUCUUAAUUUUAGCUUGGUGCCUAUGCAUAGCCUCAAUUAUUUCAUCAGUAACAUCGUAUUGGUUACGUAUCUGAAUGUAUCUGAACUCAAGUUGCUGCUCCUGUUUUCUGUGAAUUCUGAUUGCAAGUCCAUGGUUCGGGCCGCGCCCCGCUGCUCCGUGUCGCAACAAUGAGAUGUCAUGAUGUCCUUGACCAAAACACAGUCCCAAAUAGCAAAAGUAUCCGUUGGUGUAUUGUAAGACUGACUUGGCCAGUGUGGCGAGUGGAGGAAACAAUGUUAAAAGUCAUAUGUUCGUUAAGACCAAUAUCCCCCACCCCAAGUGUCAUGGCAAGUUUUGAUAUGUGUUUUAUUAAUUGGUAAAAUUUGUAUUAAGAAUCCUCAUGACAUGAACUUUUCCUCUAAAAUUUAAAAUUUGUGCCAAUGUAUUGAAAUGUUGAUCUCUUUGGAGAGGUCAUUCUGCAAGGUUAUUAAUUGCACACAUCCAACGUCAUCAUGUUAGUAAGGCAGACAACCGAUUUGGACUGAGUUGAACAGGGUUACGAACAGUUGUCGGGACAGUUAAAACUUGUAUGUUCUAGCUUUUUUCAAACAUUUUUACUUUAAAUUUGAAGACCAAAGAACUGAAGUUUUCCGUAAUAUUUUCAUGCUGUGCCCAUGUUUCAAAAGUGUAACAGUGUAAUCUGGAUGCUUCUCUGCAUGUUUGCCAAAUGUAAUGCCUAGCAUGCAUGACUGAUAAAUUUAUUAAAGUGUGUCCUUCUACUGUCCCUGCAGCAGCUCUUUUGUCUGAAUGCUACUUUUUUUAAAUGUGUGAUAAGAUGCGGAAGCAUGAGCUUCAGUAUUGUCUGUCUUAAGUAUAUGCGAACUUGUUGGUGCUGUUACUUAAUCUGUGUGUAAGUAGUUUCUUAAUAUUGGGCUGGUGUGUGCGUUUUGAUGUUACAGAACGUAGGUUAUUACAUUUAUGUAACAAGGACUGUAUUUGUUUGUGUAAGUGGUGUGGCAAGACAGGUGGGCACCAUUCUCAUUACUUUGAGAUUAGUAGUUACUUUGACAAAGUCCACAUCACAAAUGCGUUUUACUUUUCUUCAUGUGCUUUCAUUGGGCUGUGUGUGCAAGAUUGCGUGUUGCUCAUUCUGUAGUGUUACAUGUGCAAGUUAUUAUAAGUGUAAUGUGGUCCCUACAUUAAUUUAUUUACGUAGAUUGCAUGGCGUUGUAUUGGUGAAUUGCUUGAGAACUUCAUAUAUUGUGUGUGCAAUGAAGGCUUUUGGCUUGCAUCAGCAUCCUCCUUUUUUCCCCUUUAACUUACCUAUGCUACUAAACCAACUAUCUAUUUGUGUGAAGUAUGUCUCUGUAUGGAGAACAUCUGCAACAUUAUUGUACGCGUACAUCAUUGUCUAGCAUAGGUGACUGGAUGAUGUUUUUUAAGAUACCUCUUUUCAUUGCUGAUUUGUGAGUGCCUAUCACUCAUUCACUUUAUAUAUGUGGGUUCAUUUGUCUGUUUGAGAUUUGUUGAAUAUUUUUUACGUGUUUCUUGAACUUAUCUAGAAAAUUUAAAUUCUGACUUUAGCGUUAUGUUGAUUGACAUUUGGUAAAUUUACUCGUCAGACCAGUUAAGUUACUUAUGUGUUUUUUCUAAAAAACAAAAACUUUCUAUAAAAAGAAAACUUAUUCAAUAUUUAUAAAUGUGAAUUUUUAUAAUCAUUGUUUUUCAAAAUCUUUGAAUGUCGUGUAUGCAAUUUAACUGAUUGUUAUACAAUAAUUUUUACAACAGAAUUUUAUUUUUUUGAGUUAAAUGAUUAGGACAUAUAUUUUCUUGUACUUUACUAGAAACUCACUCGUUUCCUUGUGCUUGGUUGUGGGCAUCUGGCUUGUUAAUCGCUGGUGUCCCGACCAAACUAAUGGACAGGCAGUACCAAAAAAUCAGUUUCAGUAUUAUUCUGAGUUUUGCUGCUCCUGUUGCCCUGUUUCCUGUUUUUCUAAAACAGUUUCUACCUCCUAUUAUUUUGUUCUGUUUUUUAAAGUUCAAUGCAGUUGUGGAGUUAAGUGUGUGUGCUACAGAUAUGUAUGCUACUUGACCCUUUUUAGAGAGUUAUUAUUUGAGAUGUCUUUUGUUUGAGGUUGAUGUAAUCCCCUAUUUUUAUUCAUGUUGAUCUCUGUUUAUAAUUUUUUUUCUUUGUAUCUGUGGAAGUUUUGUUAAAUUUUAGUUGAGUUGUCUAUUAGUUUGUUCAUGUCUAUGCAUGUGACUGUAAAUACAUUAAUAUAGGAGUAUUUGAUAUUGUAAGUUAACUUGAAAUAUUCAGUGCAUGUAAACAUAGAACCCUUUCAUUUGUUUUAUGAAGCCACUCUUUGGUUUUAGUUUAUUUAUGUUUGUGGACAUGGUUACCAAGUUGAUAUGGCAGCAGCCCUCUGAGUUAUCCUAGCCUUCUUUUUGACUGACUGGACUUCUGAGUGUUUUGCUGCUUUGCCUCAUGGCAGCUUAGAUGAGAUAAUUUUCCAUGUUUCUUAAAAUAUUUUUUUAAUUUCUGCUCUUGUAUCGCAUGCAUUCAACUCAAAACAUUGUGAUAAUUUCCUAACUUGUUGUAUAUAAUUUUCUGGGUUGUUAAAUCUGAUUGGUUUGAGAACAAUUUGUCAUUUACUAUUUAGUCAAAUCUGUACCUACUUGUUUUAAAAGAAAAUAAUUUUUGUUUUGUUUUGCUACCGCGCGGGCGAGGAGCUGAGGAUAAUUCAUCGGCACAAUAAAACCAUUUGGGACACUUGUCCAAGAAUA